CAUCUACUAGGCAAGAAGUCGUGGAAUGUCUACAAUGCCGACAACAUCGCGCGCGUCCGCAGAGACGAGGCGGCUGCCAAGGCUGCGGAGGAGGAGGAAGAGCGGCGCAUGCAAGAGGUCGAUGCCCAACGGCGACUGGCGAUCCUGCGCGGCGAAGAACCUCCCCCGAUAGAAGACGAGCGACAAGAUGAACGAGACGAGGAAUCCAGAAAGGCGGAGAGCAGCGCCGCUAGUGGGCGAUCAAGGUUCCCCGGCCACGGCAGGAGGAGGAAGCGACCGGGCGAGGACGACACCGACUUCGAGCUCCGGCUAGCGCAAGAGAGGAACAACGCAACAUAUGCACUCGUCGAGUCGAGUCGCAAGCCAACGAGUUCCGCGCCCAUUGUCGACCAUGCGGGCCACAUCGAUCUCUUUGGCGACGAACGAGCAAGAGCGCAUGCCCAGAAGAACGACGAAGCGGAAGCUGAGAAGAGGAAGAAGGAGAGAGAGUACGAAGAUCAAUAUACGAUGCGAUUUUCCAACGCAGCCGGGAAAGACGGAAUCAGCAAGCCUUGGUAUUCGCAGAGCGACGGCAUCGCGCCGGAUGCCUCUUCGAAGGACAUAUGGGGAAACAGAGACCCCAAUCGCAGGGCUCGGGACUCGCAGCGGAUCAUCUCGGACGAUCCAUUGGCGAUGAUGAAGAAGGGCGCGUCGCAGAUCCGCGAGUUGAAGAGGGAGCGCAUGAGGAUACAAGCCGAGAGAGAUGCGGAACUGAAACAGCUACGCAAAGAAGAGCACCGCCGCGACAAGCAUAGGAGUCGACACACGGAGAGAGGAGAGAGGGAAGGGAGG
Trichoderma reesei QM6a is the source of this 831-nucleotide messenger RNA. RefSeq lists its product as uncharacterized. The record is from RefSeq and is a predicted model, not a curated record. The transcript has a single exon. NCBI's taxonomy places the organism in Eukaryota, Fungi, Ascomycota, Sordariomycetes, Hypocreales, Hypocreaceae. The annotation marks the transcript as partial.